AUGAGCGCCGCUAACGGCAACGCGUCUCUGCUCUCCUGCCUCCUCCGCAGCGCCGCGCGCCCAGCGGGAAUUUCCUGCCGCACCCGCGAUCCGCUCCUUCGCUCUCUGCCUGCUCGCGUCCCUCCUCCCACCGCCGCCGCCGCCGCAGCCGGAGCCGGCGCCGGCGCCACCACAUCCUCUGCGAUUCUAACGGCAAAUCAGAUCUCCGCGCCGCGAUCGGCCACUGCCAUGUACAUCCGCGCGGCGCCGCGUUACCGCGGGCCGUGCCACGUGUGCAGCUGGCAGCCGCUCGCGCGCGGCGGGCUUCUCGACCCGCACCGCGACAGCUGCGCCCUGGGACGGUUUAUUCCCCUCGCUUCCCUCCGCGUAUCCUCGCCCUCCUCUCGCCUUUCGUUCUUGCGCACGAGUGGCGAGCUCAAAGGCAGCAGCAGCUAUAGCAGGAGCAGCGGUGGUGGUGGUGGUUCUGGUGGUUCGUGUGGGGUUGGUGGUGGUAGAACUAGUGGUUUGGGUAGUGGUGGUGAUGGUGGGCGUGUUACUUGCAACGCUGCAGGGAGUGGUGCUGAGGGAUGGGGGAAGGGCGGAGGAGAGGCAUGGGGAAGUGGGCGGGGGAAAGGGAGAAGCUUCAGCGGCAGGGCAAGGGGCGGUGGUAGCUGGCUGGGCGAUGGGGGUGGAGGGUCGGUGAUAGGCGUAAGAUGGGAGGAGGAGAGUGCGGAGGAGGAGGGAGAGGACGAGGAGGAUGAGGAGGAGGGGGGUGGAAAGGGGAGGAGAGGCAAGGGUGGGAGGAGGGGGACGAGGCAAAGGGGGGCGAAGAAGCAGGAGCAGAUGGCAGUAGCAGAGGCAUACAGGCGGCACUACGUGGCUGCUGUCACUGCAGAGAAGGAGGACGAGCUAGCGGCAUGGCAGCAGCGCAUGGGCGGGUGGUCUAGGCAGCGGCUGGCAGAGGAGGGCUUUGCUCUCUUCAACCUCUCCGCCUCGCCCAAGGGCCGCUUCUUCAAGAAGCGCAUAGUGCAGUUCGCAUUGGCUCCAGCACAUGGAAGGCAGGGUGCUGCCGGGAGGAGUGGCACAAGCAGCGGUACAGGCGGUGCGGGCAGCGGUGGUGGCGGUGGUGUGGGUAGUGGGUUGCUGCCUCAGCAUCACUUGCUCUCCCAGGGAGACCUGGUGCUGGUAAAUUCUAGCAGCGUUGACACCAUUGACUUGGAGGACUCGCUGGAAGGAGUGGUGCUGGAGAGGGCUCGCAGGUACUUGCUGGUGGUGAUGGCUCCUCAAGACGUCGCCACACUUGCUCAACUGGACCAGCCCCUUCGUCUAGACCUCACCCUCAACACCGUUUCCUUUGACUGUGCGAUUGAUGUGGUUACCACCUUCUCCUCCCUCUCCCCCUCGGCGGUGACUCUCCCUGGUGCUGAGGAAGGGGAGCGAGGGGCUGGGGGGAAGGGGAGGGGGAGCGGGGGGGAGAAAGGGAGGGGGAAAAGUGGGGGAAAAGUGGGAGAGAAGGCAAGGGGAAGAGGGGAGGAGGGCGUGAUGGUGGGUGAAGGGGCGAUGGCUGUUUGGCGAGUGCUGAUUGGUUCUGCUAUGCGUGCAGGGCGGGAGGGGGUAGCGCUGCAGAAUGAAGGGUUCCUCCCGCUGCUAUCCAGCAAGAAGAAAAGCUCUGGGUCAGAGUCAGCAGCGGCAGCAGCAGCAGGGGCCGCAGGAGAGUUGAGAGGGCGAGUGCGAUCAGUGUUGCGAGAGAUGCAGGCAGAGAGAGAGAGCAGGGGAGAGGGGGAUCGAGACGGAGAGGGAACGGGAGAGGGAGAGCGAGAAAGAGAGAAAACGGGAGAGGGGGAGCGAGGGGGGAAAAGGGCGAGGCUGAACGCGAGUCAGGCUGCAGCGAUAGAAGUGGCGAUGGGGAGGAGGGUGACGCUGUGGCAGGGGCCUCCUGGGACGGGUAAAACCGCCACCUUGCUGCACCUCAUGGCUCUUGCUAGACGCGUGCUGGGGCAGGGAGAGGAUGGGGAGGGUGGUGGUGGACAGAGGAGGGGCGCGGAGAGAGGAGGUGGUGGUGGGCGGAAGGGCGGAGUGGGAGUGGGACGUGGUGGGAAGAAAGGAGGGGAGCGGGGUGGAGGGGGGGGAGAAGCGGGAGGGAGGAUUGUGGGGAAGGUGCUGGCUGCGGCAGAUAGCAACGUGGCGGUGGAUAACAUGGUGGAGGGGCUGCUGGGCAUGGGCUUGCGCGUGGUGCGCCUGGGCCAGCCAGUCAAGGCAAAAGAGUCCCUAAGGCAGUGCACUCUAGACGCGCUUGUGGAGGCCCACCCUCUCACGCAGCGAGCGGUGCAGCUGCGACAGCAGGCCAUGGCAGUGCGGGAGCAGGGCCGGGCGGAGAGGAACGAGGGCCGGCGCAGGAGUGCAGCACAGGAGGCCACACGGGUUUGGGAGGCGGCAGAUGCGACUCAAGACGCCGCUGCUCUUGAUGUGCUGGAGAGAGCGGAUGUGAUAGCAGCAACGUGCGUGGGGGCAGGGGAUCCCGUGCUCAGCAUUCUCCUGAGCCGCCACCCGUUGGCCUUUGCUCUCUGUAUCAUAGAUGAAGCCACUCAGUCCACAGAGCCAGCGACGCUGAUCCCCAUCUUGGCCAGCAGAGCGAGCAGUGUGGUGCUUGUGGGCGACCCCAUGCAGCUCCCACCCACUGUCGUUUCACAACGGGCCCUGCAGCUAGGGCUGGACGUGCCGCUGUUCUCGCGCCUGCAGAGCCAUGGCUUGCAGCCACUGCUGCUGGACACACAGUACCGCAUGCACCCAUCCAUAGCAACGUUCCCCUCGGCUAUCUUCUACCACCACCGCCUCCUCUCCUUCCCCACUCCGCAAGACCGACCCGCCCCUGCAGGCCCCGCCCACCCCAUCGCGUUCAUAGACUGCAAUGGCGUUGCAACGCCAAGCAGCAGCCCCACCACUACCGCCACCACCACCGCCACCACCAGCACCAAUAUGGCGGCACGCGAGUCGCUGGAGGAGAGUCCGGGAGACUCCACUUCCUGGAUGAACGCUGCAGAGGCGGAGCAGGUGGUAGUGCUGGUGAAGAGUCUACUGGCUGCUGGUGGCAUGGCCAAGGGAUGUGAAGACAUCGGCAUCAUCACACCAUACAGGGCACAGGUGAAUUUGAUUCGAGGCAUGCUGCAGAGGGAAGCUCAGGCCUUGGGAGGCGAGGGAAGCAGGGCAGUGGGGCGGGGUGGAGUGCGGUUGGCGAAGGUGGAUUUGGAAGACGUGGAGGUGAAGACAGUGGACGGGUUCCAAGGACGCGAGAAGGAGGUGAUCAUCGUCUCCACAGUGCGAUCCAAUCCCGAGGGGCGCAUAGGCUUUGUGGCAGACGCACGGCGCCUGAAUGUGGCCAUCACACGCGCCCGGAGAGGCCUGCUCGUGGUCGGCAGCCGGGCCACUCUCUCCUGCGACCCUCUCUGGUCGUUCUGGCUCGCCCACCUGAACCACCUGCAUGCCUCAUCUGAGGAGAAGCGCUAG
Closterium sp. NIES-65 is the source of this 3483-nucleotide messenger RNA. The record is from the annotation of a GenBank genome assembly. NCBI's taxonomy places the organism in Eukaryota, Viridiplantae, Streptophyta, Zygnematophyceae, Desmidiales, Closteriaceae.